Messenger RNA from Aureococcus anophagefferens, 816 nucleotides. It is a transcript of the gene N2LP, whose product is annotated as putative nitrilase. The transcript has a single exon. The record is from RefSeq and is a predicted model, not a curated record. NCBI's taxonomy places the organism in Eukaryota, Pelagophyceae, Pelagomonadales, Pelagomonadaceae. Bases 1 to 816 code for a protein of 271 amino acids.
AUGGGCGUGCUGCGCGUCGCCGCCGUCCAGCUGCGCGUCUCACGCGACCGCGCGUCGAACCUGCGGCGCGCGGCGGAGCUCAUCGACGCCGCGGCGGCCGACGGCGCCCAAUUCGUCGCCCUGCCGGAGUGCUUCACGGGCAAGUACGGCGUCGAUCUCUUCCACGGCCACCGGGAGGCGCUCGCCGCCAACGCCGACGCGGAGGCCGCGUCCGGGUCCGCGGUCCUCGCGGCCGCGGCGAAGCGGCACGGCGUCGUCGCGACGGGCGGCGUCAUCGAGGAGCACGCGGGCAAGCUCUACAACACGAUGCCCGUCUACGGGCCCGACGGUGCGCUCGUGGCGGCGUACCGCAAGGUGCACCUGAGCCGCGUGCUCGGCAUAACGAGCGAGUCCGACGUCUUGGAGGUCGGCGACGAGGCGACGGCGUUCGAGUCCGGCGGCGUGCGCGUCGGCAUGGCCUGCUGCUUCGACCUGCGGUUCCCCGAGUGGCUCCGGCGCCACGGGCCCCGGGGCGCGGCGCCCGCGGACGUCGUCUGCGCGCCGUCCGCGUUUUUGGACGUCACGGGCCGCGACCACUGGGAUCUGCUGCUGCGGCGCACGGCCCUGGACGGCCAGGCCUUCGUCGUCGGGCCGAACGUCGCCUACGACGCCGAGGACGCGGUCCCGCUCCACGGCCGGUCCGCGGUCGUGUCGCCCUGGGGGGACGUCCUCGCCCAGUGCGGCGCCGACGCCGACGACCUCGCCAUCGCCGACGUGUCCACGGACCGCGUCGCGGAGGUCCGGGCGAAGCUGCCGCUGGCGGACUGGGCGGAGUAA